Molecule: messenger RNA, 969 nt
Organism: Peronospora farinosa
Lineage: Eukaryota; Oomycota; Peronosporomycetes; Peronosporales; Peronosporaceae
Source: the annotation of a GenBank genome assembly
AUGGGGAGUGCACCAAGUAAAGCAAAGGAUUGUACUAAUAAAGACUAUCCUGUCUUGGCUACAAGCGUGUCGUCGGAAGAAGAUCUUCCUGUGUUUAUGCAACAGGUUGAAGACAUUGAAAAGGAACGGAUCAAAUUACCAAAUCCAGGGCUUUAUGAGAAUGCUCCGAAUGAAUUGAAACCACCCGUAAGUCCCGAUGCCUUUGAUGGGUUUCGCUUUGAUUUUACUCGUAUUCUUGGCGCUCGUUGCUCGACGUCCCAUUCCUUCCUUCUUGGUACGCCUAUGAUUCCUGGUGGUCUCUAUCAAUUUGGUGCCAAUGUUGUGAUGGGAGAUCCCAUGGAUCCAUCUACGUUCCUUAUGAGUAAAAUAACACCGGACGGCUACCUUGACGCCCGAUGGAAUCAAAAGCUUUCGGACAAGUGGAAAAUGCGUGUAAAGUCGCAACUUAAAAAUGAAGAAGAUGGGUCCCAGGCACUCGCUGACUUUGACUAUGUUGGAGACGACUUUACGUGGAACAUGAAGGUCUCUAAUGGCCCGUUAUUUGGCGUUAGCUACCUGCAGAGUGUCACCCAGAAGAUUGCCCUAGGUGGUGAGGCCUAUUACCACGGCAAGCAUCGGAAAGUCAUUUCGGCCUAUGCUGGCAAGUGGAGCGACCGUGACUGGGUUGGAAUGGCUACGUUUGGUGCUAUGGGCACCUUGCAGCUAGCAUACCUUCGCAAGGUGAGUCACCGGAUUCGGUACGGGUCGGAGCUUGUGUACAAUCACUCGUCAGGUGAGGCGCAGACAACCUGCGGAGUGGAGAUGGACCUAGGUCAGACACGGUUCGUGUCCAGCGUGGACUCGACCUUUCGAGUAGCGACUAGCAUUGAGUCGCGUGUGCUGCCGAACUUCGUGCUCUCGCUGUCGGCCGAAGGCUUUCCGCUCAAGGACGACUUCAAGUUUGGCUACGGUGCACAACUUUCAUUCUAG